AUGUUAGCCUCUUGUUUUCCAGAAUGCAAAGAUCUACAGCCUGAAACCUUCUGUAGGCAUUACAAGACAUACUGCAAAUCUAUGGUGAACAUUAGGAAGGCCUGUAAAAAGACUUGUGGACUCUGUAAGUAUAGUGUAGGAACACGUUUUAUUACAUGUACCUCAGCUCUAAUGAAAAAGAGCCGGCUGCAUGCCUUCCUGUUAUCAAGAAUAAGCUUACUACAAAUAAAAGUGAAGGAUAGUGCAAGCCUUCCAAGUUUCAGAAUUUUUCCGAUUCACCCUUGUAUUUGUAACAUUACAGUUCCAAAGGGGAAUUCCCUAUAAGAAUUACGAGAGUACUCUUCGGAAAAUUUCGACUAAAUUACCUCGUAUUAUGGCGGCCACAACUCAAUCUAGAGGCGGUAAUUUUAGAUUUUAUCUCCCGAAGCGGUGACAAUCGAUCAAUUUUAUAGCCUCUUUCAUGUGUUCAUGUGAUAGUACCCUGCAGCAGUGGUUUCUCCUUCGUAGCGUAGGGUAUUCAUAUAGCGGAGUGCGGUGCGAAGUCAGACAGCUGGAAAAAACGAUUGGAAGAGGACAAAGGAAAGAGCGCAUUCCUUCGCUCUCACACCCUACCCCACCCCUCGCAGUUUUGCCUGCUCACAUCUCUUUGAGUAAACAAAUUACAAUUACAAUAACAAUCUGAAUGACUGGAACAGACUACCAAUAAAUUUUCACCACCCUUGGUCCUGCGCCCUUAAAGCAGCCACGACUCCUGUCUUUAUUAUAAUUAUAGUAUUACGCAGUAAUAUUAUAAGAUCUCGCAAGAGGACCACUCUCUAUUGAUUCUUACUUUCGUAAGUGCUAGCUAAACAAUAGUGAUUUUAGUAUCAACGUCAGUGCAGUGGUCAUAAGAGUGGUGAAUCAAUGACUUGCUUUAAACAGGUGGGGGAGGAGUGGGAGGAGGAGAAGUGCCAAAGGAUUGUGACGUGGUUAUUGUUGGAGGAGGUAUCGGCGGCCUUUACACAGCCGAGUCCCUCCUGAGGCACGGCAAAGAAACUAAAGUUUGCGUCUUUGAGAGGGACGCUCGUCUUGGAGGAAGGAUUUACGAUUAUGUUUUUCCCCAAGUACCGGAUACUGUAGUAGGUGAGUAAGACGGUUAGGAGUUUUUUCCUGGACGUUCAAGCCGUCAAGCAAUUACUCUCUUCCAUGCUAUGAUAAAAUUUGCUAGAAAAGAAGCUAAUCUCCAUUCUCUUAAAAACAUGCAAAGCAAAGAUUACCAUGUCAUAAGUGCUAAGUAGCUUUCAAUUUAAUGGUCAUACCAUAGGAUUUUAUCCACAGAUUCCAGAGAUACAACUUUUUGAAGACAUUGCGCUGAGGAGUGGUAAAAGAAGGGUGGAAAGGCACGGUGACUUCGACUAAGGAGAAGGGACAGGUUGACUUUGAUUAAAGGAUCAGUGACAAUCUUUUAAACUGAUUUAGGCAACAAUAAUGUUAAUGUGAAGGAAAAUAAACGGUCGGCUUCUUCCGUGUUUGGCCCCGGUGAGCCGUUUUAUGCGCACAGGUGAAACCUUUCUCUUUGUAAAAAGAAGAAGGACGUUUUAAAAAAGUGAGGUAUCCAUGAUUCGGCUUCCUGGCUACCCGUUCGCGACUUUUAGGAUGACAAACGAGUCGCUGAUCCUUAACUUAUACUUAUUUUGGUUCCAGGUCUUGGAGCUUGGAGAAUUGACAAGGUUCAUCACAACAUGUGGUAAAUAAAACAAAUUAAACUAUUAUAAAAGUAAACGAUUUUCAUCUAGUAAGGGCUCGCUCUGCUGUCAGCAUGAGUGCUGGGAAUUCAUCAGCUUGGGUGUACCCUGACACAAUAAAAAGAAACAACAAAAAAAAACAAUUGUCCUUCGAUAAAACUGGUGCUCUUACAGUUCUUGCAGAGGACUGACAAGGGCGAUGCGUGAGCAUUGGUGAGAGCACUCCGCAAUUUUUGCAUUCUCCACCCCACUGCUUACAGCUUUUAGAAUAUAAUGCGCGUGAUCUCUCUCCUCUAAAUGCGCAGAAGAGCUCUGGGUCGAGAUUGCACAUUUUUGGUUUUACCCUCUCUUGAAAAAAAUCAAUGCAACACUUCCAACUGUUCCAAAUUAUUUCAUUUCGAUCUGGAAAUAACAAGAAAGUACUUAAAACUCACUAUUAUUAGCUUCUCUGCCCGGAAACUAAUUUUUUAUUUUGCUUUUCUUCAGGGAACUUAUUUCCAGGUUAAACAUCCCCUUUGCGGAGUGGAAUUUUUAUCCCAACCCAAACACAGAAACCAGAGGGAAUGCAUCCCGAGAUGAACAAGAAUUAAAAAGGCAGUCGUUUCCAACUUUAACUCGCAGUACAUUCAGGGACAUGAGCUGCUCACAGAUGUUGGACUACCUCGUCAAACCAGAACAUAUGAGCCAAAUCAGCAACUUCGCGACAUUUGAAACAUUUCAACACCAUUUCCUGACACCUGAAGGAUCGAGGUACUAUUUUGAUGUCUUUGGCUACGAUGGUGACCUCAAAGGAAGUCCUGAAGGCGUGGUGGAAUACUACAAGCAGCUAAAUUUACUCUCGGGAAAAGAGUUCCGUCCGAAAAGGGGAAUGUCCGCCUUCGUGGACGCUCUCGCUAAAUCUGCAAGAAACCUUGGAGCGAAGAUAUUUGCGGGGAAAGACUACAGGACCGUUUCAAUAGACAAACGGGCUGGUUUGUUCGUGAUAAAGACACCAAAGUAUGAAGUCAAAGCAGCAAAACUUGUGAUCGCCGCACCUCCUGGCUCGUUCUGCAAAGUCAGGGGUAACAUCGCUGAAAGGAUUCAGCACGAUCCUGUUUACCAGUCGAUUAUGAAGAGGCCGGCAUUCAAGGGGGCGGCUGUUUAUUCAAGGGCGUGGUGGGAGGAGUACACAAAUAAGAUGAAUCGGUUGUAUCCCAUGGAGAGAUUCGAAUCCAAUAGCGACUGUCUGGGGUCGACGGUACCUCACAGGUAAGUCACUUGACCCUCUUCAGGAGUCUGUAGGCUUCUGGUACCUCGUAUAAGGACGAGUAAAAUAGCUGAAUAUCAUUUUGUGGCCUUCGACUUGAAGAAUGUCGCGUAUUUUUUGGCAGCAUUUUCAAAUUUUUUUGAUCAAUGGCGAACAAGAAAAUAUUAGUCAAAUCGUGGUUUAAAUGACUGUACUUAAGAGAGGAUGAAUACAAGAACCGAUUAGUUCCUGAUUACUACUAUUAAAGAGGGGCAAUUCCCCCCUUCCAGCGCUUUAAAGGGUUCUAAUACUACAAUCCUUUCUCUCUCUGUCCAGGCCAAACUAUUAUAUCUAACUUUGUUUCUUACCACCAAAAAAAUUAAAAUUAAGACCGUAUCAAAUGAUUCUUUCUGCUUUUAGUGAGCGUGGUCCAAAUGGCGAAGCUGUGCUUCAUGUAGCAUACAAGGAUGGCCCUUGUGGUGAAAAAUGGGGCGAUGUUCUUAAAUUACCAAAAGCCAUGGUUGAUGAUGAGAUUCACCGCACCUUGGAAUACAAGUUCAAAAGGACAAUUCCUAGGCCAAUCAGCACCGUCUAUCAGUAUUGGGACGAGGGAGCCUGGUAAGAAGUUGCUCCGGAGUGAGCAGGAUUCAUCUGAGAAAGCUAGGAAAACUCACCCCCGUGGCCCCGCUAACCACCCAAGCCACCGGGCCUUUGAAUUGCUUGUCACCCAAGUCAGCCCAUUCAUUGCAGUCGCUAACGUCAAUCCAGUUUCCCCAGUCGCCCUAGUCAAUCCUGUCACUCGUGCCACAAUUUUGCCACGUGAUAAGGCCGUGGGUUUAGCCGUGGGUUGGUGUGCGUGUGUGUGUGUCACUCAGUGUUGGAAUGUUUGUUUCUAAUCAUAUUUCAUUUACUUAUCACAUGACUUCCGGGUUUUAACCAAUUACAACGAUAAGUACCACUAAUUUCUCAUUUUCCAGGUACCUUCAGAGACCGGGCAGCGGAGUGUCAAUGAAACAAGUCACCAGCUGGGCUAAGAAACCAUUUCCAGGGGAGUCCAUCUACGUCGUUGGUAGUGCCUACCAUCCCUACAGGGGAUACGCUGAAGGUGCGAUCAUGUCGGCUAAUAAUGCUUUGAACGAGGGAUGGCAGAUUCCUAUACCAAAGCCUCCUCAAGCAUUCGCACAAGUACCAAGGAAAUUUGAUGAUAUUGAUUGGAGAAACAUAAGAUAGAGAGGAUCACGUGACCACGACAGCAAGGGACCGCAGAGUCCUAUGAUUUUAAUUAGUAAACAAACCCCUUUCGGCGGCUGGUUUAUCGGAGGAUAACGCCUGCGGCUGAGAGAUUGUCCGAAAAAUAAAUAUUUGCCCG
Porites evermanni is the source of this 4318-nucleotide messenger RNA. The record is from the annotation of a GenBank genome assembly. Lineage: Eukaryota; Metazoa; Cnidaria; Anthozoa; Scleractinia; Poritidae.